UUAAGUUAAAGUACUACAUAGAAUUUACAGAAAAACAACUUCAGUCUUUUAAAAUGACAUAGUUGUUUAAAGCCGAGAAGAAAAAAGAAAACAAAGAUAAACAAUAGCCUUGGUAUUAACAAGUUUCAAUAUUUGUAAACAUAAAACUUUCGCUGUACCGAAAUUACCUUUGAAACAAACUGCGCGCGCAGAUAUUACAGCAUCAGACCACAUUAUCACGUGAUCUGUUAAGUUAGUAGUAGUCAUUAUUUAACAUUAGACUUGGCAAGUGUUUCGAGAGUAUAGAAGGUUGUCCUGAAGUUAUAUAGACCUCUUUGUGUCAAAAAGUUAGCUUUGUUGAGUCUUUUUAUUAUUUUAUUGAUAAAAGAUACAUUGAAAAAAAAAUGGAGAUAAAUCGUUUAUCCUUUACUGCGUUUACGCAGUUAGGUUUAAUUUCAUUGUUGGUUUUACUUUCACCUGUUGAAUCUGCGAAAAAAUGUUCAAGAACAUUGAAGAGGAUCCCCGUGCACAAAGGAUUCGAUUUAAACAAAUUUGCAGGAACAUGGUAUACAAUUACAAGAACCACAUUGGCUUGGGGAGAUAACACCUUUAAGUCCUUUUCAAUUGAGAUUGGCAAAAAUGAAGAUGGUUCGUUCCACUUUUCUUACACUGGACAAAUUGGGGAUAAAUGCCUUCCAGUUGAAUCCGGUACACUCGUAAAGAACGGCCGUCCUGGCCAUUAUAUUCUUCGUGUAUCCGGACAAAGCAAUAAUCAUGCUACUAUUAUAAUAUCGUUCACGGACUACAGAAAUAUGGCUUUGGUAUAUUAUUGCUUCAAAUACCGCCCGGGGUCUCGUGCUCAGUGCCAGAAAAAUGGUAUGCAGAUAGAAAUUAUGUCCAAAGAUUUGACCCCGAAGAAAAAGGACGCCAAUGCUUAUAUAAAAAGAUCUGGCAAGCGUCUCUGUGCACCCGCCAAGUUGCUUGAAGCAACACAGCCUGGUUUGUGCAAGAUACCAGAUAUUCUAGCUGCAGCCAAGCAAACUGCACUAGACUUGAAAGAUGAUGAUACCAAAACCAGUGGCAAAGACCAUUGUGCUGUCAAUAACAUUCCAGUUCAGCAGAACUUCAACAGUUCUCAGUUGCAAGGAUUAUGGUACGAGAUAGCGCGCACGCGAUUUACGUUCAACAAGAUGGAGUCUGUAGUGAAUUUCCAUAGAUACGAUGAAGAAACCAAUCAGAUAUACAGUUACUAUACCGGCACUGUAGUUUCCCAGAAUGACGAUGAUAGUGAAGUGGCUUGCAUGACUGCUAUACAGGGCAUGUCAAAGACGGCGGGGGAAACUGAGCCGGACUCCAACAGACUUGGCAAGAUAGGAUGGGACGACUUUUCGUUUCACUGGUCCCCAACCAAAGUACUUUAUGCCGACGACGAUUAUAUAUUGUUUUAUGCAUGUUAUUCCGGUGAAACAGACACACCGUGUAAUAAAAUGGCCAUGGAAGUCACUCUAUCAGGGCGGUCACGAAAUAUCAGCCAAGAAAAAAGAGAUACCAUUUAUGACAUACUACCACAAAUCUGUGUGAAUCCUGAUGAUAUGAUAGAAACACAAUUUCUUACAAAUUGCACUAGCUGGGUAACCAUUCAACCGGAAGAUGUGGGUCCGGAGGACUGCAAACUGGAUGAUAUUAUGGUGUAUGAUGACUACAUAAACACUCAGAUGGCCGGAACAUGGUUUCUGUAUUCGUCAAUAUCAUACAAUAAUAUGACAGCAUUAAAUGGCGUUGUUAUGGAAAAGACGCUGCUUCCCGGCAGCGAACGCAUAGAAACGAGAAUUGCUGCUUUCUCACCCGAAACUGACAAUUGUACUGAGUAUCGGUCAAGGUCGCGGGACAUGUGUAUUGAAACAGCUGAUCAUAUAGCAGUUCUACCCACAGGAGGCGACGGAAAUUUCGUCUUUUCUAAAGUUCUCUAUCUUGACAACGACAUCCUCGUGGAAUACACGUGCUCUGCACGUUCCUUGGAUGGCGCGUGCGACAAAGAUGGUAUACAGUUUAACGUGUAUACGACUAACGAUACAUCUGAUGAAGAUUUCCUACUGGCAGAUGUCCAUCAAGACAGGGUAGAUAUGCUAGCCAAGUCUAUUUGCCUCGAUCCUAAUGAUCUACAGCUGCAAUCAGAUUGGUGUAAUAUUUCGGAGUUCGCAGCACCGGAAGAGAGCAGUGACGCGGAGCGGUGUGACAUUGACCAGCUUACGAUCUUCAGUGAUACGAACGAGUAUACGCAGGAAGGGAUAUAUGGUUAUUGGUACGAAGUGUCAAGGUCGUCUAUCUCUAGUCAUAAGCCUGCCGUAAAAUCUGCAUAUGCCUAUUUCACAUCACCUAGCAAUGAAACACUUAAUAUAUACUAUACUGGACUUUCAAACGAGGAAACAGAAGGAGACGAUCCGACCUGCUCUGAGGUAUUGCACGGGUCAAUGAUUGCCAGAUGCAGCAAUGAUAUUAACGGAGACUUCUUAUAUAGAUUCAACCAGACUGAAAACUUUGUAUCAUAUGUACCCUUUAAAAUAAUUUUCACGGACUACACAAAAGUUCUGGUAACCUAUAUGUGCACGGAGAUGCUGCCGGAUGGAUCGUGUCAUGAGACAGGAGAGGAAAUAAUUUUAUGGUCACGAAACGAGACACUGGAUGACACUGAUAAAGCGUAUGCUUACGAUAUGGGCUUCUGGGUCUGUCUGCAGCCGACAAUGACUGACAAUCACCAGAACAAUAGUGCGUGCAAACAAAAUCUGGAGGAAUAUGUAACUGAUAAUCAUUUAGAUCAGUUAUACGAAGACGAUUAUGACGUCAGUGAUGACGAAGCUAUAACUGAAGGCGAAGUGGAUGACAACAAUGAUCAGCAGCAGGAUCAAGGUCAAAACAAAUAUGAGCUUAGUGAUAUAGAGGCAGCGUUCCUUAUGGAUGACGAUGAAUUUUACUAUAACUCUUGAUAGAUGAACUUUCGUACAUUUUCACAUCUGGUGGAGACAACAUGUUGGAUGGAAUCGAUAUUGACUGAUGAAAAAACUCCUACGCUACUACCAUACCAUAUUUGAACAAAUCCUGACGUGAUUUUAAACAUUUAUUGUGUACACAGUGUAUGAUAUUGAGAUAUCUUUUACAUUUAUAUAUAUUGUAUUAUAUGUGAAUGACGUUAUCUUUUUUAAACGCAAAAGUGUAAAUAAUCGUAAACAUAAGAAGUUAUGUUCUUGAUUAUAUGUAUAUAUAAGGCGCAGAUAUAGAGAAUUUUUGAGAAAGAGUUUCUCAGACGAGGCUAGAUAUGGCAGGCCUAGGAAAUAGAGAUCAAAAUAAUUGCACCUUUACUAAGCCUACCAGGUGCUCUGUAUUAAUAAAGUGCUUCUAUUGUGACAUUUUGGUCAAGCAAAAACUGUAUUAUCUGCACUAUUAAUUACUUACUGGUACUUCAUUUUAUUAUUGGCUUGUUAAAAGUUAAACUUCACAUUUGUGAAAUAAUUUUUGGUUAUUUCAAGGACUUGGAAACCAAUCUCUAGACUUCAUUUGAUGUAUUACUAUCACUGAAAAAUUUAGGGUCUAUCUCUAGAUAUGGUCCUGGAAGGGACGAGGCUUGCCAUGCUCCUUCCGUUCAUAUCUAGCCGAGACUGAGAAAUAUUCUAUUUAUCAUGCCAUUAUUAACAACUUCUGUUCUAAUUUGUUUUGUUAAAUAGGGGCGCGAAUUACUGAAUAUACGGUAGACUAACCGAUUCGUAUAUCACAAUAAAGUAGGCUCUUACAAUCUGAUCAAUGUCCUUGGAUUUUAUCAUAGGUUUACUCAGUGUAAAGACUGCUUUCUCAGAAAGGCAGUUGUUAUAGUGAUGGCAUGAUAAAUGAUAUGGUGCAGAUAGGGAUGGUCUUCGAUGUAUAUUUAGCAGAUGAUUGAUGGUACGGAAUCGUGUGUGCUUGCAAUACCUAUUUUGUUUCUCUAAUACGUGUUUUACUACUGACUAAAAUAAUACUUAUGCAAUACAGUCUGAACGCGAAAUAUUGAAAGCACCUAAUAACUAUUGCAGUAACCUAAACUUUUUAUUUACUUUUUCAUGAAAUUUAUUUUUAGAUAUUGCUUUAAAUGUCUUCUUAAUAUGCUGAAACUUUUAACUGUUUAAUCGGCUCAUGUUGAAACUUGGUCAGUGAAUGAAUUUUUCCAAGGAAAAUAUCUAUGGCCAUAGUAUAGAAUAAAUAUAUAAGUACA
Messenger RNA from Mercenaria mercenaria, 4219 nucleotides. RefSeq lists its product as uncharacterized. Lineage: Eukaryota; Metazoa; Mollusca; Bivalvia; Venerida; Veneridae. The coding region runs from base 384 to 2963 and encodes 859 amino acids. The transcript has 21 exons. The record is from RefSeq and is a predicted model, not a curated record.